Nothoprocta perdicaria is the source of this 2340-nucleotide messenger RNA. RefSeq names its product F-box protein 7 (gene FBXO7). Gene Ontology annotation, molecular function: protein kinase binding. The record is from RefSeq and is a predicted model, not a curated record. Gene Ontology annotation, biological process: positive regulation of autophagy of mitochondrion; autophagy of mitochondrion. Lineage: Eukaryota; Metazoa; Chordata; Aves; Tinamiformes; Tinamidae. The transcript is spliced from 9 exons. The coding region runs from base 1 to 1593 and encodes 530 amino acids.
AUGAAGCUCCGCGUGCGGCUGCAGAAGCGCACGGCGCCGCUGGAGGUGCCGGGGGCGGAGCCUCGGCUGGGCGAGCUGCGCGCGCAGCUGCGCGGGGCCCUCCUGCCCGCCUGGGGGUUCAGCACUGACACACAGUUCUCAAUAACGCUGAACAACAAGGAUGCUCUCACAGAAGACGAGAAGACCUUGGCUGCCUAUGGGAUUGUUUCUGGUGAUUUGAUAUGUUUAUUACUAGAAGAAGCAGAUGCAAAACCYAGUCCACCUCCUCCCUCAUCUCCUACUCCUGCUCUACUCCAGAAUGGUCAAGAACCGUCCACCUCAAUCCCCAGCAAAAGUCAGGCCAGUAGCCCAAAAGAAGAAAGGCAGAAUGGGCUACCUGAGAGCCAGAAAGUUCAGGGAGAAGUUCAAAAGAAUGAUGUUGAUAAGGCAAAAUCCAGCCUAGAAUUUGCUUCUGAACUAGCUCCAGAAGAUGCGGAUCUGGAGGAAGGCACAGGUUCCUAUCCCUCUGAACCCAUGCUGUGCAGUGAAGCUGCUGAUGGUGAAAUACCCCACUCCUUAGAAACUCUGUACCACUCUGCGGAGUGCACGAGCGCCACCGAUGCCUUGAUMGUUCUUGUACAUCUUCUCAUGAUGGAGACGGGCUACGUGCCUCAGGGGACAGAGGCCAAGGCAGUGUCCAUGCCGGAGAAAUGGAGAGGGAAUGGGGUUUAUAAACUACAGUACACACAUCCCCUUUGCGAGGAGGGCACUGCUGGGUUGACUUGUGUGCCCUUGGGAGAUCUUGUUGCCAUUAAUGGAACCUUAAAAAUCAACAAAGAGAUUAAAGGUGUGAAGAGAAUACAGCUAUUGCCAACAUCCUUUGUUUGCUUUCAGGAACCAGAAAAGGUUGCAGGUGUUUACAAAGACCUUCAGAAGUUAUCCCGUCUCUUCAAAGACCAGCUGGUCUAUUCUCUUCUGGCUGCUGCCCGACAAGCUCUGAACUUGCCAGACGUGUUUGGGUUAGUGGUCCUUCCUCUUGAGCUGAAGCUCCGGAUUUUCAGACUUCUGGAUGUCCGCUCACUCAUCUCUCUUUCUGCUGUUUGCCGGGAUCUUUACACAGCUUCAAACGACCAACUUCUUUGGAGGUUUAUGUAUCUGCGAGAUUUUCGAGAUCCUAUCACAAGGCCUCGUGACACGGACUGGAAAGAACUGUACAAGAAAAAAUUGAAACAGAAGAAGGAUGCCCUGAGAUGGAGGCAUACGAUGUUUCUGCCCCCGACACCUCAUCCAAUCCCCUUCCAUCCCAACCCAUUCUAUCCUAAUCCCUUUCCUCCCAACCCAUUCCCAUCAAAUCCGAUUUAUCCUCCAAUGAUGAUUGGUGGAGAAUACGAUGAGAGACCAACGCUUCCAUAUGCUGGAGACCCCAUUAACUCUCUCAUUCCUGGCCCAGGGGAAGCGCCAGGCCAGUUUCCCCCAUUCAGACCACAUUUUGACCCCAUCGGCUCCCUGCCUGGAGCAAACCCUACGCUUCCAGGACGAGCUGCUCCCAGUGAGAGGUUUCCACCCAGACCCAGCCGCGGCCGCCCCAUGGACAUUCGCCGGGCGUUCAUUUGACUGCUGCUGCUUCCUCCAGGGGGUUUCCUGGUUUCUGAGCUUGCUUUCUAACUGCAGGAGGAUGCAAAAUGCAGGCACUAACAUCUGCCUUCUCUUCACGUUGUGGCAAGAGCACACAUGCGUGGUUAUGUCUCGCCCACAAAGGCUGUUCGUGCUCUGUUGGUACUGCACUGUCUGGCACGUGGCUCUUUUGGGUGAAGAGCUCUGACUUGGAACAGUUUGUGCUGUUUUCUUUUUUCUUUCUUUUUUUGUAAUUUUUUUAUUUUUUUUUCCUCCCCUCUUUCUAAUCAUCUGUGCAGUGCUACUUAGAGACCAGAAGGCUACUAGCCUAACAUUUGCUGCAUCAGAUAAAGAGCACUUUAAAUACAAAUCUUAAAUUUGUCCAUCUUCUUUCAAGAAUUCUAUUAACUGGUCAGUGCAGAGGAUUUUGUUUCAACUCUUAGCUGGCUAAUAAUCUUAACAACAAAAAAAAUUAGCAUGUUCUACAUAGAACAUAAUUCUACUGCUGUUACAGUAGCAGAUUUGAGUUCAUAAACUGUUUCAAAGAUGACAUUUUCCUUUUUAUGUUUUAUUAGGUAAAAAGCAUUAUUUGUUGAUACUUAAUACACAAAGAAUACAGGGAAGGGAUAUUCUUUACAAUAGUAAUCUUAGAACACAAAGCAGUUCGUUUUACAAACUCAUGCUAUAGUGCAACUCAAAAGUCUGAACAGAAGCAAUACUGCGGAGAACCAGCAGCAAAACUUUUGU